Molecule: messenger RNA, 3379 nt
Organism: Leptidea sinapis
Lineage: Eukaryota; Metazoa; Arthropoda; Insecta; Lepidoptera; Pieridae
Exons: 8
Coding region: 199-2166 (655 amino acids)
Biological process (GO): positive regulation of double-strand break repair
Cellular component (GO): nucleus
Molecular function (GO): zinc ion binding
Source: RefSeq, a predicted model, not a curated record
UCGAUAUUAUACCGUUAUUUUAUUUAAACAAACCUACUGAGUACUGGCUACUAGUUGUGUAGCCAAUUAACGCGAUUUGAAAACUUAAUUUGAACUUUUAAACUAUUUAGAAUUUUUAUUUACCAUGUUACUGAGUGUAGUGGUACUUUCAGUGUAAACUAUUAUAAUUAUUUAUUUUGUGUAAUAUAACAUGCUAAAAUGUCAUUUAACAAGUGUCGAUUGUGUCUCAAAAUUGGGGAUUUUUGUUCUAUAUACGAAAAGGAUGAUUCUAUCAGGUUAUCGGAUAUGGUGAUGUCUUUUACUAGUGUAAAGAUAUCAGAGGGUGAUGGAUUGCCUGAUAAAGUGUGCACAACUUGCAUCGAGAACUUAAGCACUGCAUACUUGUUCAAACAGCAAUGCGAAAGGAUUGAUGUAUUAUUACGGAAAUUUCCUGAAAUUGACAAGCCCGCUGCUACAGACUACAAUAUCUGUGAUCAAGAAUUUUAUUUACAUUCCGAAUAUGCUUCCAUUCAGGAGGAUAAUGAUGAAAAUAUUGUUAAGGAUUCAUCACAAAAUUCACAAGGCAGUACAUACUAUGAUAUUAGUGAUGAAACAGAUAGUGAUAUUGACUCUAUUAAAUGUCUUUACUGCAGCGAAUCCUAUAGUAAUAAAGGAGCUCACAGAUGCCAUGUUACUUGUACAAUAGAAAACAAUAAUUUACAAAGAUCUAGUAGCAAUGAGACUUUAGUUGCUUCUGAUAUUAGAAAGCCUGACUUAAACACAUCGGUAGAUAACACACAACUCACAUAUCAUAGUAUACCUGAGUACAUUAGAGUCUCAUGUGUUUUAUGUGAUGAAAUGUAUGAUCAGUUUGAUGAAUAUGUUGUACAUUUGAAUAGAUGUACAACUAACGUCAAACUACAUCAUUUUGUGUGCCCGGUGUGCCAUGAAAUGUUCGCUGAUAAAUUGAAGUAUUUAGAGCAUCUCAAAGUUGUACACUUUAAAGUAGAAGAUUCUUUAAGUGAUCCAGGUAUUGAUUGUGUUGACUUUGCGCCUAUGAUUGAAAAAAUACGAAAACCGAAAGCGAUUAGACGUCAAAUCGGUUGGUCUAUUGAAGAUAUUUAUCAGGAAAUUGAGUGUAAGAAGAUCGAAGACAAGCCCACAAUAACAGCAAGCCCUAUUAAAAAUUUCUUCUCUAAGCUCGGGAAUGAAUCUUUUAGCCGACAAAGUACUCCAAAAAAAGUGAGCUUUAAGAAAUUUAUAGAAAAUGGUAAAGCAAAGACUGCCGUUUACUUGCCAUUUAAAAAAUAUAUACAGAAUUAUAAGCUCAAGAAGAAAGGCUCUGAUUAUAGUCCCAUAAAUUCAAAAAUGGAGGUUACAAGCCGUAUUCAAGCCACAAUUCCAGAAGUGAUUUCAGAUAGUGACUAUGGCUCUCCUAGUGGAACUUCAGAAGACUCCUGGAAGAUGAAGCAAACCUUGAUUUGUGCAUGUGAUAAGAAAAUCUUCAUGCUAUCAGAAUCUAUACAUGAUCGGGACAGAAUUACAGCCAUGAUAAAUGAGCUUGGUGGUGUGGUAGCUGAAAACACCAAAAUGGAAAUGUUGGCAACACACUUCAUAUCAGUGAUGCCAAAUGAUACCUUCUCCGGCAUGAUGGUAUGCUCACUGGCAACUGGCAAGUGGUUGUUGCAUAUCAGCUUCAUAUAUGACAGUUUCCGAUGUAAAAAGUACUUACAGGAAAGUAUGUACGAAUGGAUUAAACACCCGAAGAUUAUGGAAAUAGACAACACAAGCGUAGAGGUUGCGAAGGCCGCCAUCUUCUGGCAUCGGGAGUUGCAGGAGAAACACUCGAGAUUCCCGUUCGAAGGGAAACAGAUUGUGCUCAUUAUGAAGAAGAAAUACAGGCAGUAUUAUCAAAUGAUAUUCAAAACAUUGAAGGCGAAACCGAUCACUUACGAUCCGAGAACGCCAGGAAGUUGCUGCUCGGCCGAUUACUGUUUCGUCGACAUGAAAAUCAUAGAGCGAGUGAAGCUUCGAUUUUUCUUCCACCACAACGUUCCCGUGUUUCCCUACCAGUACAUACUCAUCUAUCUGCUGAAGAGGGGGAACGUCGACGACCAACACAAGUAUCUGCUGCAGGACUGUGGCAAGAUCAAUGAUAAAGAUUAUUUUUUAAACAAUACUUGUUAAGUGAGGCCAUAUUAUGUUUAAGUACUAGUGGGGCCAGGCAUAAAUCACGUCACACGGUAAGGAAGGGGACGACGUAAAGUGAUAGUGUGUGACAAGGGUGUGGGGAGAGGACCAAAAUUUUGUGACGUCACAUUUUUUCAAUAUUAAUAUCUUAUAUCUAAAGCCGGGUCUGCUGACCCAAUUUUUUGACAAAACAUGUUAGCAAAACAGUCUGACCGCUGCACUUGUUUCUGUGUACGUUUUUGGUUCAUUUCAAAAAUGAGUUCCGACGAAGUACAUCCAGCUCUUUGUAUAUAUUUUUAUGAUCUAACAAUGUAACAUCCCCAAGAACCGGUCUUUCUGUUAUCAGUUGUAUAAAAAACGAAGUAUUUUUUUUCACAUCGCAAACAAACCAAAUAGAAUUAUCGCUAGCUACUUGCGAAUGAUAGCUACGUCUUCAUUUAGUGAACGGUAACAAAUAAUGUUUAAUUUCCCUGUGGUGAUGUUAUCUAUUUCUCGCGGUAAACAUGUUAAGAUGUUUUAUUUAACAAAACUGUUAAACCACAUCCCUAAUCUGUUUAUAAAACAUGUUUUUGUGUUGACAAACACGAAAACUCGGCGCAGCAGACGCGGCUGAAGUAUUAGAACACAAAAUUUAAAUUGCAUAUUUACCAAACUUCCAAAUUUAAUUAUAUAUAUAUAUUUUUUAUACUUUGCUAAUUUUCAUGCCUUUUUCUUGAUUUAAUGUUGAUAUUAUUGAAAAAGAAUUUAAAUCUAAUAUAUAAAAUUCUCGUGUCAUGGUGUUAAACAUUGAACUCCUCCGAAACGGCUUGACCCCGAUUCUCAUGAAAUUUUGAGUGCAUAUUGGGUAGGUCUGGUCAAGGGUGGUCCACACACAGAUUUUAAUAUCGGCAAUACAACGUUUGCUGGGUCAGCAAGUGGAAAUAUAAUAAAAUUCGUAACUGUUUAAACUGUUUGUUUAAACAUAAAUUUCUAAAUGUUACGAAAUAUGUGGUAUCUCACUAGGGUCUCACAAUAAUUAUUGUGACCAGCUAUGACAGACCGGGGAGGUGUCAUAAUAUCAUGAAAUUCGUGUGAUGUUAUUUAUGGCCCCUUAAGGAAAAUUUUUAUAUGUUAAAAUUAUAUUGGAAUUUACUUAUAUCUUGUUUAAAAUUCUUGUUAAUUUGAGAUAGUUUAUUUGGACUGAAUAAAUUAAAUAUAAAUUCUUUAUAGU